AUGGUUUCGGUGUCAAGCUAUUUUGACUGUAUUGUGAAUAUUCUCUCGUUUGAUUUCUGUCUACUUUUAGAGAACGAUAGUGAACUCCAUCUUAUUACAAAACAAACUGAACGUUUAAGCGGUGAAUGUAUUGAUUAUUUUCGUGUUGAUCCAAUGGUGCUGGCUGAUCAUUGGUUAAUUAAUGGUGGUAUCUACUAUUGGGAAGGUACGAAGAGUAUAGUCAAAUUGAAAAUUGAACAAAUGUUCUGUGAUUUACCAUUCAUAUUUAUUGGUAUUCGUUCAAAACAUUGUGAAUUAUCACGUCCAUUUUCAAUGACUUCAAAAUCAUUCUAUGGAUGGGCAGCAGACUGUCCGGCAGAUGUCUGUCUAAAUGGUAUGUCUGAGAAAGGUUACGGUGGUUUUCAUGGUAUACUAGAAGGUGAUUUAAUUGAAUUGGGGAUAAAUUCUCAAGAACAUAAAUUAGAAUUGGAUAUUAAAUGUAGAACGCCAAAUAAACAUUUUGAAAUAUCAAUUGAUUUACAAUAUUGUCCAUUUCCAUGGCAAAUACAUUUAAAUAUGUAUCAUGGUGAAGAUUGUGUUAGAGUUAUUUUAUAA
This is a messenger RNA of Didymodactylos carnosus, 594 nucleotides long. The record is from the annotation of a GenBank genome assembly. NCBI's taxonomy places the organism in Eukaryota, Metazoa, Rotifera, Eurotatoria, Philodinida, Philodinidae.